UGUAAUGUUUUGUUUUUCUUUUAAUAAUGGCGGCAACUUCGAGAAGUUCUUUGGCCAUAUUAAGUAUUUACGAUUCAAGCGAUGAUGAUGAACCCGUUGGUAGCUCAAGAGUAUCUUCAAAACGUUCACUUUUAGACACAGAUUUUCAAGGUUCAGAAUAUUCUUCCAAGAAACAGUGCACAAAUGAAAAAAAACUGUUACCUUCUCCUUUAGGAUUGGACCAAAUUUUUCCAUUGACAGCCAGCGCUCCAGUUGACAAUCCAGAACAACACGACGGCCGUGUACGUUCAUUCCCUCACGAAAGGGGAAACUGGUCUACUCUGGUUUACAUUCAUUAUGAACCUAGCAUAGUCCUGGAGUCAUUUGUCGACGUAGUGAAAGUUAUAUGUUCCACGGACGUAGGCCUGGCACUGAAGGCACCUGAUGAAUUGCACAUAAGUUUGACGAGAACUGUUGUGUUGAGGCAUCACUGGAUCGACAGUUUCGUAGCAUCAGUAAGGCAGAUUUUCGAGGCAGUUGCAAGGUUCCAGCUGACGUUCGGCUCCGUGGACGUGUACACCAACGAAGAGAAGACGCGCACGUUCGUGGGACUGGUUGUGGAGCUGGGGCAGCGAGCACUCCAGUCGUGCGUCGGGGAACUGGACAAAUGUUUGGCAGAGUUCCGACUCCAGCCGUUUUACGACGAUCCAUCAUUCCACAUGACUGUAGCUUGGUGUGUCGGCGACCACAAGACUGAGAUUGCGACGGUACUGCCCCAGUUGAACGAAGUGUUCAAACAGUUCCUGUACACCCACCCAGAACAAUGGACGUCCGCUGUCCGACAACUGUCCUGCAAGUCUGGUAAUAAGAAAUAUGUUUUCCCCCUUGCCAGAUAACACCACACACAUAGUUCUGUAUGACUUGGACAUGUAAAUAAAUAUUUUGUUUGAAUAAUAA
Molecule: messenger RNA, 936 nt
Organism: Bacillus rossius redtenbacheri
Lineage: Eukaryota; Metazoa; Arthropoda; Insecta; Phasmatodea; Bacillidae
Product: U6 snRNA phosphodiesterase 1
Exons: 5
Coding region: 27-875 (282 amino acids)
Biological process (GO): U6 snRNA 3'-end processing
Cellular component (GO): nucleus
Molecular function (GO): 3'-5'-RNA exonuclease activity
Source: RefSeq, a predicted model, not a curated record